Messenger RNA from Mesorhabditis spiculigera, 357 nucleotides. The record is from the annotation of a GenBank genome assembly. NCBI's taxonomy places the organism in Eukaryota, Metazoa, Nematoda, Chromadorea, Rhabditida, Rhabditidae.
AUGAGCGAACGAGUCCCACUACCCAGCGAGGAGAUCCACACACCAAAUCCGCACCCAGCAAGAGGAAUCUACGGCUUCGUCCUCUACAUCGUUGGCUGGCUCGGGCUUGUCAGCUACCUGGUGUGGGCCAUCGUACCGACGCCUAUUCUGGAAAGCUUUGGUAUCACCUACGUUCCCGCAAAAGCCUGGGCGAUUGCCGUACCACUGUUCGUGUUCCUAUUGACGAUCAUCUACCCGUUCACGCUUCUCGCGUUCAACAUCGUUCGCUUCCGAGGGAUUUUUGAAGACGUUGGGUAUAUCGAGAAGGACUUUGGCGAUCACACCCUACCCAUCGACCCUAUUGAAAAGAAGAUAAAC